AUAUUAGAAAAAGAGAGAAAGUUACCAUCACAUUAUAUAUGACAUCCAUCAUCUAUCUACCAACGUGUCGCUACACCACCAAUCCAAUUAAACAAAUGCAAGACUAUAUUUUCUCAUCUAAAUCAUUCGUUUCAUACUCUACCAGGAGUAUUUCAUUUUGUGACGCGGCAGUUCCUUGUCUCUCAACUUAACUUACACCUGUGACGAAAGGGAGAUGGGAACAAGAAAGCCGUCCAUCCAAGCCAACCAAGCCAAGGCGACUACGUUGAUGCAAAUGCAAGCUGUGUGCCGGCAAUAAUACCACCACACGGAACCGAAAUUAGGUGCACGCCUUCCUCCUCCGCCUCCCCUCCCCAAUCCCCAAACCCAAACCAACGCCCAAAAUCGCAUCGCGCCGCGCCGCGCCGCGCCGCCACGAGACCCCGGGUUUGGCGGGUUGGGCGCUCCCGUGGCCGCCGUUACUGUUGCCGCGUGUCCGCCCUGGCGGUGGCGGUUGCAUGUAUGCGGCAGGGGAGAGCCAAUGGUGGAGCCGACGGAGAGCUCGGCGGCGCUGACGCCGCCGCCGGUCCCGUGGGCGCGCUUCGGCGGCAGAGGCCGUCCCAGUCCCACCCGUCCUCGUCUUCGUCGCGUGGAGGAGAGGCGGCGGAAGGGGGAGGCAGGAAACAGGGGAGGCGCGAGAGCAAGCGGCGGGAGGAGGUGUUGAGGGCGAUCCGGGACCGGCUGCCUCCCCCGCCCGCUUGCUGGGGCAACGUCUCGGUGGUGCAGGAGAGGAGGGGCCGGAGGGAGAGGCCUGGCGGCGCCGUUGGGGUCGAGGAGGAGGGGCGCUCUGGCGCGGGAACCGCCGCGUUGCCGGCGUGGUGCUGCCUCUGUCCCCAAGGGGAUUGCUCGCUGCAGCCCAACCCGAGCGCCAACGGCAAGGAGGACCCCGGCCUCCGCUCCCUCAUCGAGCGCAACGACUUCUACUCCGACGACUGCAACCCGCACGCCGCCGCCGCCAAAGACGACGACGACGACGGCUCGGCAUCCCCCGCCGCCGAUUUUGAUUAGGUGCCCGUCGAUCCGCCGUUCGUUACUACUGCACAUUGCUGUACAAAAAGAACCCACACACCAUUACAUCUUUUGGGGGGGUAAAAAAGCAUCUACCGCGUGAGAGCCAUGGGACACGUUGGUGCCAAAAGGAAACGACGGGCGAUGGAUUUUCCCUUGCUUUUGCA
Molecule: messenger RNA, 1214 nt
Organism: Hordeum vulgare subsp. vulgare (domesticated barley)
Lineage: Eukaryota; Viridiplantae; Streptophyta; Magnoliopsida; Poales; Poaceae
Exons: 2
Coding region: 502-1047 (181 amino acids)
Source: RefSeq, a predicted model, not a curated record